ACUCAGUAAUGAUAAGCGCACCACGACGUUACAGUGAUCAUUUCGUCUUGGUUAGUGCGGGAGAAAGAGCUCGAUGGCGAUCGCGAACUUCUUUAAAAACUUCAGAUCCACUCAUUUGCUCGGCGCAACCGGACUGGUGGUUGCGGCCGCCGGUACGGCAUACCUCGUCUGGCGGCUUCGAGAACGGGCGGAGCCAGAGGAAGACCAACAGCACCUGGAGGCUCCAAUUGACGAUGUUGCUGGUGAAGACCAACAGCAGCUGGAGACUCCAAUGGACAAUGCUGCUGACAAAGACCAACAGCAGCUGGAGGCUCCAGUGGACAAUGUUGCUGGUGAUGACCAACAGCAGCUGGAGACUCCAAUGGACAAUGCUGCUGACAAAGACCAACAGCAGCUGGAGGCUCCAGUGGACAAUGUUGCUGGUGAAGACCAACAGCAGCUGGAGACUCCAGUUGACGAUGUCGCUGAUGAAGACCAACAGCAGCUGGAGUCUCCAGUUGAUUAUGAUAAUGGAGACCAGCAACAUCUGGAGACUCCAGAAGACGAUGUUGCUGACAAAAACCAACAGCAGCUGGAGUCUCCUGCUGAUGGCGACCAGCAUCCUAUCUUGGAUGAGAUUGUUGAGGAUUACAGCAGACACCUCACUGCCUCAGACUGCCAUCCGCUGCCCGGUCAUCCUCUUCUUGGUGCCAGAACGCUCAUCAGCCGAGGAAAGAAGCACUUAAAACAAGUUCGUGCCAUAAUCCUCGGCCGAUUACGCAUCGUCAACAAAAGGGCCAUCCGUGCACCCAGCACCGGGAACCCCAAAUGA
Brienomyrus brachyistius is the source of this 811-nucleotide messenger RNA. RefSeq lists its product as uncharacterized. The coding region runs from base 74 to 811 and encodes 245 amino acids. The record is from RefSeq and is a predicted model, not a curated record. Lineage: Eukaryota; Metazoa; Chordata; Actinopteri; Osteoglossiformes; Mormyridae. The transcript is spliced from 5 exons.